UCCCCCUCAUUUAGUGGGCGGUCCUCCAAGAAGGCGUGGCUACCAAUAUGGCCUCCUCCACUGAACUAUCUUCUGUUGCUUCUCCAAAUCCUAGCGAAUCAGAUGAUAAGAUUGUAUUGAGUCUAAGAGCCGCUGGUAACGCUCCUCAACUCAAACACAAGAAAUUUGCUGUUGAGAAGGAUCGGUCAGUUGCGUGGGUGGUUCAGUGGCUGUGCCAAAAACUAAAGAUUGAGGAAGGAGAGACUAUGUUUGUAUAUGUGCAACAAGCAUUUGCUCCUCCUCUUGAUACUGACUUAGAGACUCUGUACAAAAAUUAUGGAACUGGAGACAAGUUAGUUCUGACAUAUUGUAAGACACAAGCUUGGGGGUGAGAAUACUCAUGGACUGUAUCAUUUAUUAUUGUUGUUGUUGUUCUUGUAAUGGCUAUUGUGUAUUUUUUAACGUUCAUAUCAAUUAAUUUUUUAAAAGUCA
This is a messenger RNA of Amphimedon queenslandica, 471 nucleotides long. RefSeq names its product ubiquitin-like protein ATG12. The transcript has 4 exons. NCBI's taxonomy places the organism in Eukaryota, Metazoa, Porifera, Demospongiae, Haplosclerida, Niphatidae. Gene Ontology annotation, cellular component: Atg12-Atg5-Atg16 complex; phagophore assembly site membrane; autophagosome membrane. Gene Ontology annotation, molecular function: Atg8-family ligase activity. The coding region runs from base 48 to 371 and encodes 107 amino acids. Gene Ontology annotation, biological process: autophagosome maturation; autophagosome assembly; glycophagy. The record is from RefSeq and is a predicted model, not a curated record.